This is a messenger RNA of Coniophora puteana RWD-64-598 SS2, 1032 nucleotides long. Its product is annotated as Aldo keto reductase. The coding region runs from base 1 to 1032 and encodes 343 amino acids. NCBI's taxonomy places the organism in Eukaryota, Fungi, Basidiomycota, Agaricomycetes, Boletales, Coniophoraceae. The transcript has 5 exons. The record is from RefSeq and is a predicted model, not a curated record.
AUGUCCACCACUACCUUGAAAGUCGAAUAUCGACAACUCGGAAAAUCCGGUCUUAGGGUCUCUGUGCCUAUUGUCGGAGCCAUGAGUUUUGGCAGCUCGCAAUGGGGUUUAGCUCCAUGGAUUGUCGAAGCCGAUACAGCGAUAUCCAUACUGAAAGAAGCAUGGGACUUGGGCGUCAACACCAUUGAUACCGCAAACGUUUACUCCAACGGCGAGUCUGAGCAUAUCAUCAGUCAGUUCAUGAAGAAGUAUAACAUCCCUCGCCACCAGCUCAUCAUUGCAACCAAGUGCUACGGCUUCGUGUCCGACACCUCAGGCGGCGCGAGCCGCGCGCAGCCCGGCACCGAGGUCGAGCGCGACAAGAUCAACCAGUCUGGGCUCUCCCGCUCCGCGAUCUUCAACGCCGUCGAGAGCUCGCUCACGCGGCUCGAGACGCCCUACGUCGACCUGCUCCAGAUCCACAGGUUCGACCCGCUCGUGCCCGUUGAGGAGACGAUGAAGGCGCUGCACGACCUGGUGCAGGCCGGCAAGGUGCGGUAUAUCGGUGCGAGCUCGAUGCGGUGUUGGCAGUUCGCGAUGAUGAACGAGGUGGCGGACCGGCAUGGGUGGACGAGAUUCGUAAGCAUGUCGGAUGAGUAUUCACUGCUGUAUCGCGAGGAGGAACGCGAGAUGCACGCCUACUGCGCAUACAACGGCAUCGGUGUUAUUCCCUGGGCCCCACUCUCGGGUGGAGACCUCGCGCGCCCGCUCGGCACGUCCACCGUACGCUCCGAGGGAUUCAAGGACACGCCAUAUGAGCGGAAAAUCUCGCAUGCGGACCGCACGAUCAUACUACGCAUCAUCGAGCUCGCGGAGAAGCAUGGGCGCACGAUGGGCCAGGUUGCCCUUUCCUGGGCUAAGAACAAGAGGGGAGGCAAAGGCGCGGUGACGAGCCCCAUUGUUGGUGUCAAUUCGGUAGAGAGGCUGAGAGAAGCUUUGGUUGGUGGGUUUGAGUUGUCGGACGAGGAGAUGGGGUAUUUGGAGGAGCCGUGA